AAACUUUCAUUUCCCACUGAAACAGCUUUUCUUUUAGAUAUUUCUGGAGAGAUAUGGAGAAGCUUUCAGGUUUGAGCCACCUCUUCGUGACGGUUUUCCUCUCAACCUUUGCCAACUUCACGGUGAUUCCGGCCAUCACCGACGUCACCAUGCUAGCUCUUUGCCCCGGUCAAGACGAGUGCUCCCUCGCAAUUUACCUCACCGGUUCCCAACAAGCGAUCAUAGGAUUGGGAGCAAUGAUAAUCACACCAGUAAUUGGGAAUCUGUCGGACGAGUACGGGAGAAAAGCCCUGCUCACCCUCCCCAUUACACUCUCCAUCAUUCCACUAGUAAUAUUGGCAUAUAGCAGGGCGACCAACUUCUUUUAUGCCUACUUCGUCAUCAGGACUCUCACUGCCAUGGUCUCUGAUGGCUGCACCAACUGCCUUGCUCUGGCUUAUGUGGCAGAUAAAAUUCCAGAAUGUGAACGGGCACCAGCAUUUGGAAUUCUAGCUGGGGUAGGUUCAGCUGCGUUUGUAUGUGGAACCUUAGCAGCUCGUUUUCUCUCCACUGCUUCAACAUUUCAGGUUGCUGCAUUCAUGUCAAUCCUUGCAGCCAUUUACGUGAGAGUUUUUCUGGAGGAAAGCAUACCCAAUGGAGUUGGAAUAAGGCAACCGAUCUUGAAGGAAGCUCCAAAUGCUACUAAAGAAGAUGCUGAUUUAGAAAAGACAACGCAAGUCUUUAAGAGGAUUCCAUCGAUGGGGGACCUGAUUAGCUUGACCAAGAUUAGCACGACAUUUUCGCAAGCAGCAGUUGUUACAUUCUUCAAUGGUCUUGCAGAGGGUGGGAUAAUAGCUUCGUUACUGUACUUCCUAAAGGCUCGUUUCCACUUCAACAAAAACCAAUAUGCUGAUCUAAUGCUAAUUGUUGCGGUUGCAGGGACCAUUUCACAGCUGAUUUUCAUGCCCAUUUUGGUACCUGUUAUUGGAGAGGAGAAGCUGCUUUCCAUAGGUCUCUUAAUGGGCUUUACAAACAUGUUUGUUAGCAGCAUAGCUUGGUCAGAUUGGGUUCCUUAUGCCACUACAGUGUUUUCCAUCUUUACCGUCUGUGUGCAACCAAGCUUACGCAGCAUCGUUUCAAAACAAGUUGGGCCCAUCGAGCAGGGGAAGGCUCAAGGAUGCAUUUCAGGCAUAAGUUCCUUUGCCACCAUCAUUUCUCCAUUAAUUUUUAGUCCUCUAACAGCUUUAUUCCUAUCUGAAGAAGCACCAUUUCAUUUCCCUGGUUUCAGUAUCAUGUGCAUUGGGUUUGCCAUGAUGAUUGCCUUCAUUCAGAGUAUUAUGAUAAGGGGAGUUCCUUCAAGUCACAGAGCUGAAAAUAAUCACAGCAUUGAGGCCUAGUUCUUAGAAUUUGGGUUAUCUAUUCUAAUAUAACAGAACUAUUUCUCUCUGGCCUUCAUUUUGCCCUGAGAUCGAUAUUAUUCUAUCCGGGCCACUCAUAAGCACAUAGAACAAACCAAAAAAGAAGAGAGAAUAUAAGAACAAAAUAUGCACUCAAAUAUAUAUUCACACUUCCACUCAGAACACCUUAAAAUCUCUAGAAGAUUCUCAAAAGCUUGAAAGAACAGUUGGGUCCAGUGUAAGCAACUAAAGGUCUUCUAUAAUUAGGAUUCAUGUGAGUCAUACAAUCUUGUGGGUUGGUUCGGUAUUAAAGUCUAUGUACGCCUCACAUUAGGACUCUUUAUAUGUAUCUCAGGACCCGAAAAUGUAAUUAGAUUUCGAUUA
This is a messenger RNA of Corylus avellana, 1760 nucleotides long. RefSeq lists its product as uncharacterized. NCBI's taxonomy places the organism in Eukaryota, Viridiplantae, Streptophyta, Magnoliopsida, Fagales, Betulaceae. Gene Ontology annotation, molecular function: transmembrane transporter activity. The record is from RefSeq and is a predicted model, not a curated record. Gene Ontology annotation, biological process: transmembrane transport.